Messenger RNA from Camellia sinensis, 1795 nucleotides. Its product is annotated as UDP-glycosyltransferase 73C4. The record is from RefSeq and is a predicted model, not a curated record. Gene Ontology annotation, molecular function: UDP-glucosyltransferase activity. NCBI's taxonomy places the organism in Eukaryota, Viridiplantae, Streptophyta, Magnoliopsida, Ericales, Theaceae.
GAAGAAAAAAAAUCCUUACCCACUUCUUCUUCCAAUUCCAACUACUUUCAGUUCAUGUAAAUUUGAUCACUUUCAUCUCCAUCAACCCCCAAAUUCCAAUGUCUUCACAACACAAACUCCUCCACCACUUUGUUUUGCUUCCACACUUGGCCCAUGGCCACCUAAUUCCCAUGAUAGACUUGGCCAGGCUACUAGCCCAGCAUGGCACGGUCGUCACCAUAAUCACCACCCCCCUCAAUGUCGCCCGAUCUGCCACAAUCAUCUCUCGAGCCAUCGAAUCUGGGCUCCAAAUCCAACUCCUCCACGUCCCGUUCCCAUCUGCCAGGGCCGGCCUCCCAGACGGAUGCGAAAGCAUGGAUGCUCUCCCCUCGCGACACUUGUUCAAAAACUUCGUCAUCGGCAUUUCCAUGCUACAAGAACCAAUGGAACAGUUGAUCGAUGAAUUAAACCCUCGUCCGAGUUGCAUAGUUUCCGAUAAAAAUCUUGCCUGGACAGCUGAUACCGCACGCAAGCAUCAGAUUCCGAGGCUUGUUUUUGAUGGGACGAGUUGCUUUUCGCUCUUGUGCACACACAACAUACUCAAUUCCAAGAUUCACGAGUCCGUGUCUGAGUCUGAAUCUUUCGUGGUUCCGUGUUUGCCUGACCGCAUUGAAUUAAAGCGGGCUCAGCUACCAGGAGCUGUCAAUAUGGUGAAUGAGAGAGACCGCAGUGAAAUCAGGGCCGCGGAACUGGCAGCUUUUGGGGUGGUUGUUAAUACUUUUGAAGAGCUUGAACCAGCAUAUGUCGAAGAGUUUAGAAGAGUCAGAGGCAGAGUUUGGUGCAUUGGACCGGUAUCGCUAUGCAACAAAGAGGAUGUGGACAAGGCAGAGAGAGGCAACAAGGCCUCAGUUGAUGAAAACCAGUGCUUGACGUGGCUUGACACAAAACAACCCAGCUCUGUAGUCUACGCCUGCCUCGGCAGCCUCAGCCGCUUCACGCCACCACAAUUGGUGGAGCUCGGAUUAGGCUUGGAAGCCUCGAACCGACCCUUCAUUUGGGUUAUUAGAGGAAAAAAUAUGGAAGAACUGGAGAAUUGGAUACGCGGAGAACGAUUUGAGGAGAGAACGAAAGGGAGAGGGCUUUUAAUCCGAGGUUGGGCACCGCAAGUACUUAUAUUGUCACACCCUGCAAUUGGGGGUUUCUUAACGCACUGUGGUUGGAACUCGACGUUGGAAGGCGUGUGCGCGGGCGUGCCCAUGGUGACGUGGCCGCUUUUCGCGGAGCAGUUUUAUAAUGAGAAAUUGAUUUUGCAAGUGUUGAGGAUUGGUGUGAGAUUGGGGGCUGAGUUUGCUGUGAAGUGGGGGGAGGAAGAGAAGUUUGGGGUGUUGAUGAAGAGUGAACAAGUGAGGAGGGGUAUAGAGGAGGUGAUGGGUGAAGGAAAUGAAGGAGAAGAAAGGAGGAAAAGAGCAAGAGAGCUUGGGAAGACGGCUAAGAGGGCAAUGGAGGAAGGGGGUUCUUCUUUCCUCAACAUGCAUGUUUUAAUCCAAGAUAUUAUGCAACAGGUUAAGGGCAAUCAACCUAUAACAUGAGAGAGAUACUACAAUACAUUAGUAAUAAGUCUAAAUUGAUCAGGAAAUUGGAUACAGGAAGUAUGGAUGGACAAAAUUUUUAGAAGUGGACCCAUUAACAAUUUUUGAUAAAAUCUCGUUUAUACUCGUAUUUUAUUUUAUUUAUGUGUUUAGUUUUUAUGUUGGUAACAAAUUAAUAAAAAAUUAAAUAGAGUUUAUAAGAUCCGUCAAAUUCCGAGUCUUGAUGC